AACCCUCUCUUUGUUUCCACUUCCAUAAUUUUUUCUCUUGUAAAACGUCUAUUUGUGAUUGAUAUGCUACUUGUUUGUUCUUAAUUUCUUUCUGGUUCUUUUUUUGGUUUAUGUAAAUUCAUGAGUCAACUCUACAACACAUCUUUUGACUUUCAGGUUGAAGGGACACCUGAAAGACCAAGACUCUGUGUCUUCCGUUCCAACAAGCAUAUUUAUGUUCAAGUCAUUGAUGAUUCCAAGAUGCACACACUGGUUUCUGCUUCAACGAUGCAGAAACCGAUCUCUGAGGAAUUCGACUACUCUGCCGGUCCCACUGCAAAGGCUCAUCAUAACAAGCUUUGUUGGCAAGAAGUGGCAAAGAAAGUGGGAAAAGUUAUAGCUAAGGCCUGUCUAGAGAAAGGGAUCACUAAAGUAGCCUUUGAUCGCAGAGGUUAUCCUUACCAUGGACGGAUUGAAGCUCUCGCUGAAGCUGCACGAGAAACCGGCCUUCAGUUUUAGAAAGUGGUUUCUUUGUUCUUAUUUUUUGUUGUGCAAAUGACCUUUUUUAAUCUUCCUAUUUGUUCCAGUUUGUAAACUCAUAUCUAAGAAUAGAUGAACUGGAAAUUUUAUGUAUGAUCUGCAAUUCUUUUUGCUUUAUAGCUCA
Messenger RNA from Lycium barbarum (goji berry), 643 nucleotides. Its product is annotated as large ribosomal subunit protein uL18c-like. Bases 121 to 498 code for a protein of 125 amino acids. The transcript has 2 exons. NCBI's taxonomy places the organism in Eukaryota, Viridiplantae, Streptophyta, Magnoliopsida, Solanales, Solanaceae. Gene Ontology annotation, cellular component: ribosome. Gene Ontology annotation, molecular function: structural constituent of ribosome; 5S rRNA binding. Gene Ontology annotation, biological process: translation. The record is from RefSeq and is a predicted model, not a curated record.